AGGGGGCGCCUUUCAGCUGAAAAACACCUCGGCUGCAGCAAGCUAGCUGGGAAGCUCCCAGUUCUAAAGAGAGGCUGUUUACCAGAAGAGCAUAACAGGGGCCGGCCAGUCUGACUGCAAGGAGACAAAACUGCUGCCAAGGAGGACCCCCCCCCCCCAUUUGGACACUGGCUGUUGAGUCACCUGCGAGCCGAAGAGACGAGGAUGCUGUUGGCUUGGGUACACACAUUUCUUCUCAGCAACAUGCUUCUGGCAGAAGCCUAUGGAUCUGGAGGCUGCUUCUGGGACAACGGCCACCUGUACCGGGAGGACCAGCCCUCGCCCGCGCCGGGUCUCCGCUGCCUCAACUGGUUGGCCGCGCAAGGCAGCCGCGAGUCGCUCACCGAGCCCAGCCCGGGCAACCACAACUACUGCCGGAACCCGGACCAGGACCCGCGCGGGCCCUGGUGCUACAUCAGCAGCGAGACCGGCGUCCCUGAAAAGCGGCCCUGCGAGGACGUGAGUUGCCCAGAGACCACUUCCCAAGCACCACCGCCAUCCUCUGCCAUGGAGCUGGAAGAGAAGUCUGGUGCACCAGGUGACAAAGAGGCACAGGUGUUCCCUCCUGCUAACGCCCUACCAGCCAGGAGUGAGGCAGCCGAGGUGCAGCCAGUGAUCGGGAUCAGUCAGCUUGUGAGGAUGAACUCCAAGGAAAAAAAAGACCUAGGAACUCUGGGCUACGUGCUGGGCAUUACUAUGAUGGUGAUCAUCCUCGCUAUUGGAGCUGGCAUUAUCGUGGGCUACACUUACAAGAGGGGGAAGGACUUGAAAGAGCAACAUGAGAAGAAAGCGUGUGAGAGGGAGAUGCAGCGAAUCACCUUGCCCCUGUCUGCCUUCACAAACCCCACCUGUGAGACCGUGGAUGAAAACACCAUCAUUGUGCACAGCAACCAGACUCCUGCUGACGUGCAGGAGGGCAGCACCCUCCUCACGGGCCAGGCUGGCACCCCUGGGGCCUGAGCCCCUUCAGUGGGCAGGUGCCCAUGUAAACACUGGUACAGGACAGGCCACCCUCCUGCAGUUGGGAGGAGCUACAUUUUGUGUUGUGGUUAAAACCUUAUCCCAUUUUUCUUUUGGGGGGAAUGUGACUCCUCAUGACACAAGAAGAUGCAGGUAGCAUUAUGGGUGAGGGUGAGGAGGCUGGGUAGGGUCCUAUCAACGCUCCUUUUCUAUCCCUUGGAGCAGAAUUUGCCUGCGGAGAGAGACUGGCACAGUAGCCACAGUGGUGCUGUGGCAAAUAAGGGCUUCCACAUUGCCUGGGCCAAGGAAAGACUGGGAGCUGGCUAAAGCUCUUCUGUCCUGUAUACUGAAGAAGGUGGCCUCAGUCUCUGCUUUUCCAUUCGUCAUCCAGGAACUUGAGUGGCAUAUACUGUUAUUCCUAGUUAAGGUCAAGCAUAAAAAAAACUAUAUAUAUAUAAAUGAAAGAAAUAUUUAGGAUGAAAGUCCCUUCUGACUUCUAAGAACCUGAAAUGAAUCUGCUUGCUGGCAGCGAUGUGCCUUGACAACUGUGGGAUAGGCCUGGGCCCGAGGGUCUCUUCCUAUCUCGUAAGGAAAGGGAAGAAUUGCACUAAACUUUCCACUUAGGUGAAGGACCCGCUUCUGCCUUCAGCCUCAUGCAGCAGACCAGAAUAUCCAGACUGUCUUUUGGGGGCUGGAUAGAGGAACCUCUCAAUUUUGCGCUGAUAAGAAAAUAGCCAAUUCAUGGGAAUUACACACUUGAGAGUGUGGUGACCCGCAGCUGAAAGGUGAGCUUGGAGACCAAGCCAGAAGGUUGGUAACAUGCUGGGGCUUGCGUUGUAGUCCUGCCGGGCUUGCAGGCCAGUUCCUUCCAUAGGGUUAAGAUUAACUGGUACAAAACAAUCACUGCACCACUGCGAAAGACCUGAAGGAGUUCCAGAAAGGGCAAAGCAGCUUCCCAGUGUCCUCCUGGCCUUGGCAGUGUCCCCAGCCAGGAGCCCUUCCACUCCCAACACUGGGAGCAGGCUUCACCAGGCUGCUCUCAUAAGCCAUUUGUUGAGGGGGCCUGGAUCUCAGGGUUCCCAUGGUGGUGGUGACUGUGGGAAGAGAGCAGUACUACUUCCUACUUUCCUAUGAAAGUAUUUCUCUGUAUGUUUUAUAUACCUCAUUCUGACACCUGUGUAUGAACUAUGGCAAUUUGUUUUGCUUUUGACUUAUAUAAACACAAGACAUGGUUUUACCUUGCA
Messenger RNA from Mus musculus (house mouse), 2243 nucleotides. RefSeq names its product phosphoinositide-3-kinase interacting protein 1 (gene Pik3ip1). The record is from RefSeq and is marked validated. Gene Ontology annotation, cellular component: plasma membrane. Gene Ontology annotation, molecular function: phosphatidylinositol 3-kinase inhibitor activity. NCBI's taxonomy places the organism in Eukaryota, Metazoa, Chordata, Mammalia, Rodentia, Muridae. The coding region runs from base 205 to 999 and encodes 264 amino acids. Gene Ontology annotation, biological process: negative regulation of phosphatidylinositol 3-kinase/protein kinase B signal transduction. The transcript has 6 exons.